UUCAUCAACGCCCUGCUCGAUCACAAAGCCGACAACCCCGACACCCCCCUACUGUCCAAGGACAACCUACUCAAGCUACACAACUGCUUGGAUCUGGAUAACAAGACACAUAAGGGCGUCUUCAGACGGCAAUGGGUGGUGGGAAGCUUCCAGUUCUAUAAGUUCUACCGAGUGUUCUGUCCGUGGGAGGAAGUGCCCAGAGCUAUAGAGUGUGUGUUGCAGGAUCUGAGUGGACUGGUAUGUACGUGA
This is a messenger RNA of Sphaeroforma arctica JP610, 249 nucleotides long. RefSeq lists its product as hypothetical. The record is from RefSeq and is a predicted model, not a curated record. Lineage: Eukaryota; Ichthyosporea; Ichthyophonida. The annotation marks the transcript as partial. The transcript has a single exon.